Myotis daubentonii (Daubenton's bat) is the source of this 1534-nucleotide messenger RNA. RefSeq names its product jumonji domain containing 4 (gene JMJD4). Gene Ontology annotation, molecular function: sequence-specific DNA binding; 2-oxoglutarate-dependent dioxygenase activity. The record is from RefSeq and is a predicted model, not a curated record. Gene Ontology annotation, cellular component: cytoplasm; nucleus. Lineage: Eukaryota; Metazoa; Chordata; Mammalia; Chiroptera; Vespertilionidae. Gene Ontology annotation, biological process: positive regulation of translational termination; protein hydroxylation.
AAGCUGCCCGGCCCCGACCCCCCCUCCCCCCCAGCCCCUCAGCUCUCGGUAGACCCUCUCCUCCCCUCCCGAUCCUCCCCGCCCGGAACUUCUCCAUCCCCCGACAGAACCCUUUGUUCCCUCCCGAGCCGCCCCCUCCGCCCUCAGCAGCCCCGCACCCCAUGGAUGCAGAGCCUGGCCUGGCAUGGACAGGGAGACGCGCGUGUUCGCCGAGAGCCAUUUCCGAGGCCUCCGGGGGCGUCUCCCCAGCAAGGUCUGCCCGACCCCGGACCGCGUGGACUUUAUCGAGAAGCCCGACUCCUUUUCCUACACGGACUUUUUCAAGAGGUACCUGCUCCCCAACGUGCCCUGUGUUUUCUCCAGCGCCUUCACCGAGGACUGGGGCAGCAGGAAGCACUGGGUGACGCCCAGUGGGAAGCCCGACUUCGAUUAUCUGCUUCAGAAUUACGGAGAUGUAGUUGUACCUGUGGCAAACUGCGGGGUCCAGGAAUACAACUCGAACCCUAAAGAACACAUGCCCCUCAAAGAUUACAUCAGCUACUGGAAAGAGUUCAUCCAGAGAGACCACUCCUCUCCUCGGGACUGCCUCUACCUCAAAGACUGGCACCUGUGCAGGUACUCCUCUGCCGAGGGCUUAUUCACCUUGCCCGUCUACUUCUCCUCCGACUGGCUCAACGAGUACUGGGACACCCUGGACGUGGACGACUACCGUUUCAUCUACAUGGGGCCCGCUGGCACCUGGUCGCCGUUCCAUGCUGACAUUUUCCGCUCCUUCAGCUGGUCUGUCAACAUCUGCGGAAGGAAAAAGUGGUUCUUCUUCCCACCAGGGCAAGAAGAAGCCCUGCGGGAUUGCCACGGUGGCCUACCCUACGAUGUGACCGCCCCUGAAUUCCUGGAUAGCCACCUGCAUCCUGUGCUAGAGGUCACGCAGGAGGCAGGCGAGAUGGUGUUUGUGCCCAGCGGGUGGCACCACCAAGUCCACAAUCUGGAGGACACCAUCUCCAUCAACCAUAACUGGGUCAAUGGCUGUAACCUGGCCAACAUGUGGCAUUUCCUGCAGCAGGAGCUGUGUGCCGUGCAGCAAGAAGUCAGCGAGUGGAGGGACACCAUGCCAGACUGGCACCACCACUGCCAGGUCAUCAUGAAGUCCUGCUCUGGAAUUAAUUUUGAAGAAUUUUACCAAUUCCUCAAGGUCAUUGCUGAAAGGAGGCUCCUCCUAGUGAAGAAGACAGGCCCUGGUGAACUGCAGUGCAGUGAGGACUCUGGGCUGGGCCUCCAGCACACCAUUUUUGACAUCAGCCGGAUUGCUGAGGUGCUGGCAUCUGUGGUGGUCAACCCCGACUUCCAGAGAGUGGACACCAGCAGGUUUUUGCCGCAACCAGAGGACCUCCUACAGCAGCUGCAGGAGGCCCUGGCCACCACAGAGCCUCUUUAGUGUGUGCCAUGAGCGUUAGUUGGCAGCCUGACAAGGACCCUCAAGGCCCUGCGCCAGGGUCCCUUUCAGAAAUAAAGCUCCAUCCUCUGUGGGCUGGGA